This is a messenger RNA of Topomyia yanbarensis, 1868 nucleotides long. RefSeq names its product N(G),N(G)-dimethylarginine dimethylaminohydrolase 1. Gene Ontology annotation, biological process: positive regulation of nitric oxide biosynthetic process; arginine metabolic process. The transcript has 6 exons. NCBI's taxonomy places the organism in Eukaryota, Metazoa, Arthropoda, Insecta, Diptera, Culicidae. The record is from RefSeq and is a predicted model, not a curated record. Gene Ontology annotation, molecular function: amino acid binding; dimethylargininase activity. The coding region runs from base 278 to 1090 and encodes 270 amino acids.
CACACAUCUUCACAUUCAUAUUAUUUUUUUCAUUCAUAAAUAUUUAGAACUCCGCAAGUCCGCACCCUGCUGGCGGACGGACAAGCAAUAAAUCUGUCGAACCCAAGCUUCAUUCAUAUCGAACAGUCUAAUUUUGUAUCGCGGUAGUUCAAGUUUCCCGAUGCUCGGUCAGAUAGAGAAUCGGCAUCUGUAGUGUCAUUUUGUUAACUAGCAGAAUUGGCUGUAAAAUCCUGGAUCAUCUUCCACGGCCACCACCCGGAUUGCCAAUAGUUGCGCCAUGGCGUCACCUUUUCGCUACACGCAUGCAAUCACCUGCAGAAUUCCCCUCUCGUUGCGUACCCGAGGUGAAAUUGAUCUAGAAGAGGCGAAGCUACAGCACGAGGCGUAUGUGAGACUGUUGCGUGACUUAGGCUUGGAUGUGUUGGAGCUCCCACCAGACGAGAAUUUGCCCGAGUGUCCCUUCGUAGAGGACUGUGCGGUGGUGUGCAAUGGGAUCGCUCUUAUCUGCCGGCCGGGCGAACCCAAUCGGCUGAAGGAGGUCGAUGCCGUUCGUUCGGUGCUUCGCAAAGAAUUAGAUCUGCCCCUGGCGGAAAUUGCGGACCAAAAUGCACGCCUGGAUGGGGGUGAUGUUCUGUUCACCGGUCGAGAGUUCUUCGUUGGGCUCAGCAAGUGGACCAACGAAGCAGGAGCGAGGGCAGUCGCUUCCGCCUUCCCCGAAUAUCCGUGUGUUCCUAUUAAGGUGACGGAACAUCGCCAUCUUAAGUACUACGUCUCGAUGGCCGGAACGGACGUACUGUGUGUAAGCAAGAGCAAAGAAUCCCAGGAGAUACUGAAACGAAUAGAGCGGGAAGCUACCUACACCUACAGCACCCUGACGCUGCAGGAGGAACAGGCCGCCAACGUGCUGUACGUCAACGGGACGCUGAUCCACCGGCUUGGUGAAGAGAUUCCACAAUCGGCAACGAUACUGUCGCAAAAGCUCGACAUUCCAAGACAGACCGUUCCAAUGUCCGAACUUGGUAAGUUCUCGAACGGCCUAACCGCGUGCUGUAUCCUGGUGAAACGAUCCCGGCUCGUCAAAAGUCUGUAAGGUUUCGGCCGGGGAAACAAGUUGAAACGAAGUUUAUUUUUCUAUUUGACAAUAUUUUGUAUUACCUAAUACCGCGAAAGUAUAUUUAACUAUUUAUUUUGUUCUUAUUUUCGCCGACACGCUAAGCCGUGUGCUUUGUUAUACUCACUUUUUACAUGCUGAGUAGAAAAUAAUGUAAUAUUUGUUUACCCUUUCCUAAAGUGCAUUUUCGUAAUAGGCCAAGUGUAUCUUUAAAAAUGUAUCUAUUCGAUUAGUAGGACAAACUUUAUAGCUUACAAAAUUUAAAACAAAAAUCUUCCUGAACUAACACGGAACUGCUUAGAUUAUUAUAAAUAGUGCGUUGUUAUUUUUUACUUUAUAGUUCUGCAGUAACUUAAAAUAACGAAAGUCGGUUGUGACUAAAUUGGUGUUGAAACGUAAAAUCAUACCGACAUACAAAAAUCAUCAAUAGACCUCAUUACAAAUGGAAGAAACACAUCAGUAAAUGUGUUGAAUGCUCAAUACAAUAAAUCCACGAAUCUCUCUGUUUGAAAUAUUCUAAAAAGUUAACAGUAAAAAUUCUUAGGCUACCAACGUUUACCCAAUACAUAUUUAUAUUAUAGGCUCCGUUGCUGGAGCUGUUGCCUCCUUAACGCAUGUUAGGAUAACCGAAUCAGUUGGUCAGGUCACCGAACAUCUCGGCGUAGCGUAUCAUAGUCUUAUUUACAUGUUUAAGUAAUUCAAACAGUCGCGUAGCUUACAGAAUAAAUUUAACAAAUAAAAUCUUUCUAGUUCGAUA